This is a messenger RNA of Didymosphaeria variabile, 477 nucleotides long. RefSeq lists its product as uncharacterized. The record is from RefSeq and is a predicted model, not a curated record. Lineage: Eukaryota; Fungi; Ascomycota; Dothideomycetes; Pleosporales; Didymosphaeriaceae. Bases 1 to 477 code for a protein of 158 amino acids. Gene Ontology annotation, molecular function: fatty acid synthase activity. Gene Ontology annotation, biological process: secondary metabolite biosynthetic process; fatty acid biosynthetic process. The transcript has 2 exons.
AUGAUCAUGUCCAUCGCUGAACUGCAAAAAACUGGAGCAGAUGUUGAUCUCGAUGCGGCUGGCUCCUUCGACUUGGAUCUACGUACUCGCCUGGCUACGGCCAUUAGACGUGCUUUGGAAGACCUAGCCUACUUGAGCCUGGAGAGCCCUGUCAUUCCGAUUGACCGGAUAUCGGAUGUCAAUGUCGCCGUCCACUCUGGAAAUGAUGGUAGAGCUCGCCAGAUUGUUUUGCAAUGGGAGUCUGCACUGCAGGCUCAGGUUCAAAUUCGGCCCAUUGACGACCGAAACAUGUUCUCCGACUCCAAGACAUACUGGCUUGCUGGACUCACCGGCAGCCUGGGUCUAUCCCUUUGCGAAUGGAUGAUUGCUAAAGGUGCCAAAUACAUCGUCAUGACUAGCCGCAAGCCUAACGUGUCUCGUGCAUGGCAAGAGAGAAUGGCGUCUCUGGGUGCGGUCGUCAAAGUACAUUCCAAGUAA